Myripristis murdjan (pinecone soldierfish) is the source of this 1539-nucleotide messenger RNA. Its product is annotated as zinc finger protein 239-like. Gene Ontology annotation, molecular function: RNA polymerase II cis-regulatory region sequence-specific DNA binding; DNA-binding transcription factor activity. Bases 234 to 1079 code for a protein of 281 amino acids. Gene Ontology annotation, biological process: regulation of transcription by RNA polymerase II. The transcript has 3 exons. The record is from RefSeq and is a predicted model, not a curated record. Lineage: Eukaryota; Metazoa; Chordata; Actinopteri; Holocentriformes; Holocentridae.
AUGGAGGCAGCCAAUCAGAGGCAGAGUUCCCGGAAUGCGGGUGGAGGAGCAACAUGGCGUCCGGCCGCUGAGCAGAAGAUCCUCCUGGUUCCUGUCGCCUCCUCCGGGUUCCUCCGGGUUCUCCCCGGUUCUCCUGGGUUCCUCCGGGUUCUCCGUGUCUGCUGGUUCCCGGCAGCAGCUCCGGUGAAGCUGAACGUUGGGAAGAGGAAAGUCUGGUGGAGGACGAGAGGGGCAUGCUGGGACAUUCAGCCUCAGUCAGAAACAUGAGUUCUUCACAGGAGCAGAAGGACGUGGACAGACGACGGCCUCACAGCUGCCAGCAGUGCGGCAAGUCCUUCAUAACGCCGUGGCAUUUGCAGUGUCACCAGCGGAUCCACAGCGGAGAGAAACCCUACGUCUGCCAGCAGUGCGGGAAGCCGUUCAGGUUCUUGGCCAACCUGGUGACGCACAGGCGCAUCCACAGCGGGGAGAAGCCGUACCCCUGCUCGCACUGCGGGAAGAGCUUCCGGGUGGCGGCCUCCAGGAGGGAACAUGAGCGCAUCCACACCGGGGAGAAACCGUACGGCUGCGAGCGCUGCGGGAAGAGCUUCCGCCUGAGCGGCCUGCUGCAGGAGCACCGGCGCGUCCACUCCGGAGAGAAGCCGCACCGCUGCGAGCACUGCGGGAAGGGCUUCGGCCACCUGAGCUCGUACCGGCGGCACCGGCACAUCCACACCGGGGAGAAACCGUAUGGCUGCGAGCGCUGCGGGAAGCGCUUCAUCGACGCCGGUUCCUUGGAUGUCCACCGGCGCGUCCACACCGGGGAGAAACCAUACACCUGCGAGCAGUGCGGGAAGAGCUUCAGCCACUCGGCCACGCACAGGCAGCACCGCCGCCUCCACACCGGGGAGAAACCGUACGGCUGCGACGUCUGCGGGAAGAGGUUCACCCAGUGCGGCCCGCUGCAGGUGCACCGCCGCAUCCACACCGGGGAGAAGCCGUACUGGUGCGACCGCUGCAAGACCAACUUCUACUGCUCGGCUCAGGUGAAGAGCCACAGGUGCAGCCGGGCGGGGCAGGAAGCCGACACAGGAAGCUGAACUGUUCUCAACCCCGGGAGGAAUGCUGCGUUCCAGCGGGGAAUUGUACCUGUGAAUCACAACUUGAGUCACGAGUCACGACUUCAAACCGUUCCAGGCAGAACUGAUAAAUACAACUGUCAAGUCAAGUCAAGUCAAGUUUAUUUCAUCCAUAAAGAUGAAAAUUACAGUGCUUGUACCCACCGUCAUGCCCCCACAACACCUCAGUUUAAAACUAAAUAAUGCGUGCAUGCCUAUAGUUACAGGCCUAGAUAAUAGUCUUCAGUUGGCCGCCAUUCUUGUGUACAAAACAUACACUGCGUGACGUCAAACGAGGAAGUUGGAGUCCGUUGAGCACAAUUGAGUUCACAGGCGUGAAUUCACAGGUUUGGCUAUAGCCCCGCCCACUUUUAACCGGUAAAUCACCUGUUACGGGUGGCCUGGAAUGCAGCAUAAUAGUCAGAGAUGGACAGAGUACUCG